Messenger RNA from Cylas formicarius (sweet potato weevil), 5868 nucleotides. Its product is annotated as histone lysine demethylase PHF8-like. The coding region runs from base 233 to 2947 and encodes 904 amino acids. The transcript is spliced from 13 exons. Gene Ontology annotation, biological process: protein demethylation; regulation of transcription by RNA polymerase II. The record is from RefSeq and is a predicted model, not a curated record. NCBI's taxonomy places the organism in Eukaryota, Metazoa, Arthropoda, Insecta, Coleoptera, Brentidae. Gene Ontology annotation, molecular function: histone demethylase activity; transcription coregulator activity.
AGAAAAUAGAAUGGCGUCGUUUAUAGAAAAAAUGUUUGGCGUAGUACUACGAAAUAUACUAUAUUUCAUUCAUAGUCGAAAUGCGUUUUAAAAUUCGAUUAGGCACGUUUUGAAUGCGUUACGAUUUUAGAGACUUUUCGAUUCCUAAACAGUCUUGUCGGUUGUUGGUUGGUACUGUGAAGUGGAAUAUGUCGAAUAUGUCAACCGUGUGACAACAAAAUACCCGUCAAAAAUGUUGCAGGCACAACAUAACAUUAAUCCAUAUUUCGGAAUGGAUUUAUCAGAAACAAAUUAUAAUGUUAACGGUUACGAUGUUCAAGCUGAUACCGAGCCGUCCUAUUGUCUGUGUGGGCAACCUUACAACCCGGACAUUUUUAUGAUACAAUGCGAUGCCUGUAAGGAUUGGUUUCACAGUAGUUGUUGUAAUUUCCGAGAGUGGCAAGCAAUUGAAAUAGAUAAAUAUCAUUGUCCAAGGUGCAGUCCCGUUAUAGGCCCUUCGAUCCAUAAAACGAUUUACAACUCACAUCGUCAUGACUACUGGGAUGAAAAUGCUACAAAUAAACCAGUACAAACAGGCACUCCGGCAUUUAUCCAAGAACUUUGUACACGACAUUUUACGCCUGCAGAUGAAAUCAUCACAAAAGUGACGGGCUAUGAACUGACAAAACAAUUUUUGGAGUUCAAUGGUUUUAACAACCCUAUAAUUGUGGAUGACAGAGAGGGCUUGGACAUGGUAAUGCCACCAGAAAAUUUCUCAUAUGUAGAUGUUCAGAGACUUAUUGGUGAUCAUAAAGAAAUCGACGUAAUUGAUGUGUGUCGACAAACCAAUCUGAGAAUGACUUUGGGAGAUUUUGUUGAUUAUUUUCGCAAUUACAAUCGCACUAGAAUAUUUAAUGUUAUCAGCCUUGAAUUUUCCAAUACUGGAAUGACAAACAUAAUAGAACCCCCGCAAAUAGCUCGACAAUUGGACUGGGCAAAUUGCAUAUGGCCUCCAAAUUACGAAGGGCGACCGCAAGUUCAAAAAUAUUGCCUUAUGAGCAUUAAAGAUUCCUAUACAGAUUUUCAUAUAGACUUUGGGGGAACCAGUGUUUGGUAUCAUGUUUUGAAAGGGGAAAAGAUUUUUUUCUUUGUAAAGCCUACCCCUGCCAAUCUCACCUUAUACUCUCAGUGGAUGACUUCUACAAACCAAAGUGAAACUUUUUUUGGUGAUCAGGUUGAUAUUUGUUACAAGUGCCAUGUACGUCAAGGUCAAACAAUGUUAAUACCAACAGGUUGGAUACACGCAGUUUAUACCCCUGCCGAUUCAUUGGUAUUUGGUGGGAAUUUUUUACAUAGCUUUAAUAUUACAAUGCAGUUAAGUUGCUUUGAAAUCGAAAAGAAAACAAAAACGGAAAGAAAGUUCUUGUAUCCGAAUUUUAUAACCAUAAACUUUUUUGCGGCGGUGAGGUUAUUGGAACAGCUGAUCGAAAUCAAUUCUUCACGAGACGCCACGUGUCCCGAGUCACUCCUAGGUGGCUUGAAGGCAUUGCAGCAAGCUAUAAAACAGUGGAAUAAUGAAAAAGAUUACAAUAUUGCCGUCAGAGAACAAAUCCCGCCUCAUAUAAAUAUACCAAAAUUAUUAAAAGACCUAGGGAAGGAAAUUAGACACGCGGAGCGUAUUAUCAACCAUUUGAAUCCCCCGAAACCCGAACGCGAGUCGAAACGGAAAAGAAGGAAACCUGUUAAUAAAGAUUUUGUAGAUUAUUCAAUGUCACCGAAAGCUUUAACCUCAGAUUAUUUGCCAUCGAUACAGCAGCAAAACAUUACACCCAUCAUGAAAUAUCCUAAGAUUAAUCCCAAUCCCAACAUAAAACUAACCAUUCCUAAGCCUGUAACUUUUCCUUACGUUCGAUCCGCUGCGGAUUCAUCACUGUUGUUCGGCAAUCAGGAGCAGGUGUUUAACAUUCAAAAUAGCCAAAACAGUGACAACGUUCAGUUCUGGAACUUGCCUUUCGAUCGUCCUCAAGAAACCGUUGCCGAAUAUAAGGGCGGAACUGUACUUAAGUUUAAACUCAGUGCGAAGGAUAUAAUCCCUCCACCGGUUAUACCGAAUGAUAUGAAUAUACCCGAAGAUCCUUACGGAGAUGGUUUUGAUAAUCGUGAAGACGUAUACGCUUUUCACGACGAUAGUGAUAGAGAUGAAGACUGUUUAAAUUUUACAAUCGACGAACGACCGCCCCAGAAGAAAAGGGGCGGCGUUAAAACGCACCUGCCAGGCGGGAAAACUAAACACUGUAGGAACAAACUCCAACCUACCAUAAGCACGAAUGGAAUUGAAUCGCUGCUUCAGGCGUCCUUGACGGUCCCGGGACGAUCUCAAGGGGAAACUUCACCAUCGACGUCAGAGGCCAUAGCGGGUAUGCUCUCCAUAAGUCAAAAUUGGUCGACGACCAAGGCGAGGAGAUACUCGCAGAGUCUAGAAGAGGACGUUAAUAAUGUACAUCAGGAUGAGGAUUACAUUUAUCCAUCGUUAGACAACUCGGACGACGAAGACAUUCAUAUAUUCAAGCCCCGAGGUAGAACCAAGGUCGACGAAGCGUGGAACCCGAAAGCUCGCGUCGGUCCUCUCUUGCCUAAAAUGAACCGUCCCGCCCGAGAAGGUACCAAAAAACAAGCCAUCGAGAAGGUCUUAGAAGCAGCUGCCGCGCGAAGGGUGAACGAGUCACCAGAAAAAUCGCCGAAAAGGCAGUAUCGUCGAAAGAAGCUGAAACCAAAGAUGGACCUGCGAAGUCCUUCGAGUACGGGCAGCAGCCAAUCGGGACGGAGUAAUUCGUCCAAUUUAGGUGCGAGUUCAAAUAAUACCAGCCAAACCCAUCAAAAUCAUUCGCCACCGAAGCCCCGUAAAGGCAUGAAAACCGUCAAGCAACGUCUCGGCAAAAUUUUAAAAAUUCAUAAAAUGAUUCAUUGAACUGGAAAGGUAAUUUUUAUUUAUGCUACUUUCGAAAGAUUAAUGAUUAUUUUGUUAGUGGGGUAAACUAAACCGAAUCUGGGCGAAGUUUGUUUAGCGUGGUGGGUAAACUAAAAAAUAGUAGGGUAGGAUAGGACCAGUUAUGGACACUUCAAGGAAUUAGUCUCAUAUAAUACAUUAUUGAAAAAGGCGCUUCAUUUUUCUUAAUAACCAAAUUAUGUAUUCCAAAAGAAAGUUCAAUUACAGUUGAGAUGUAUAUUUUUGUCCCAGUUAUGGACAGGCACUUUUUUUACCAAUCCUAAUUUGGGCGCUUGUUAAUCCAGUAAUGGUCAUUAUAUUUUAUUUAUAUUUUUUAGCUAUAGUGCAUAAUUAUCCAGGUACCCUGUUAAAUUAUACUAAUUUGAGAGGUGCAGAAAAAUAAUUAAUGUUCUAGAAAACAUAAUUAAAGAGUGGAAAAAAAGAUUCCUAAAGCGAUAAUUUAUAUUGCACAAAAUUCAAAGCUUUAAAAAAAUGGUAAGGAUAAUAAACAGUUAAGGUACUUAGGUAUAAAGUCAGACUUAUAAAUAAAUUUAACAUUUAUAAACUAAAAUAUAUAAACAUAAUUGCUUGUUUUCAUUUUCAAUGAGCCACUUUCUUAGGUAGGUUUUCCAUUUACAUUUUAGUGGGGGAAAAGACUGCCACAGCAAGAGGGUGUAUUAAAUGGGCGGCAUUUGCAUAAAAUGCCACCAAAAUAAUUUCCUUCUCACGCAAAAACAUGCUAAGAUGCAGUGUUAAGUAAGUGGGCUUUAUGUUCAUCGACUGAAAGGACGUUGCAUGUUAUUUUUUGUAAGCCAGAGUACAGCAAUAUUUGCCAUGUAUUCAAAGAUAAACAUUUCCCUCAACCCCAGCCUUUUGGAAAAAUUUGUACAAUUUUUGCAGGUAUUCUUUUUCCGAGGUCUUUGAAACAUCGUAUAUAUUUUUAAUGCCGUUUGGAGGCAGAACUUUCCCAGUUGUAGGACAUAAGGAAAUAGCUGUCUCAUCAGCAUUAAAAAGGCUAUUUUUAUUUUCUAAAAUGUUGAAAGUGUCCAUUACCGGUUCCAUAUCCGAGACUGGUGUCGCUGCCCUAAUCUAAGAAUAUAUUUUUUCUACUCCCUUCUGAAAGUUUAAACUUGUUAAAAAAAAUUCGUUUCCGUAUCUUUAAGAAUUAAAGAAAAAAUAUAUAUCACGGCAUUUUUUUUCUUUACGGAUUUGUGACAUUUACGCACCUGUGAACUAUAAAUGUUGCUCUAAAUUAAUCUGAACCUCAAGCAAUAAACACCACGCUAAGAACGUUAAUCGUUUAUUUUUACUGAGAGUCAUUUUGGUAAAAAAUGUAUUAGUUAAUUAAUUAAAAUUUAAAAACAGCGCUACUAGCGAAUUGAUAUUUUUUUUCUGCGCUUAGUUUCCCACAUUUUUUCUUGCGGUUUUCGAGUACUUUUUUAACAUUUAAUUGAAACCUAUUUCGCUUACAUAUGAUGUUUAUAUUUUUUUGUCUGUUAUUACGUAUAAUUUAAAACAUUCCUAUCAGUUUGCUUUCCUUAUCUGUAGUUUUCAAGAAAAACCUUAAAGAAUCCGUCAUUUCGGUAAACAAGAAGAAAACUAAUUCUUUCAAGGCACUUGAAGCCAUUUUAUAGUACGGGUAAAAAAACACAAUUUGUAGCUAUCAUUUAAAUUGGUAAUUACUAAACUAGAUUGACCACUAUUGAUACACCGACUUUAAAACUGAUGUGUGUCUAAUAUUUUAAUUCGUCCGUUGGUUCUUUAGAAACUGCUGUAUCAUUUUUGCUGUGGAAUGAAAAAAGUGCGCGUGAUUAUAUGUAUCAGUAUUGGUUGGUUUAUAAUUAAUGCCUAAAAUUAGAAAUUACGUUCGCGUUUUUGUCUCGAUUUAACUUAUUUUUAUGUGUAGAGUUUUUUUUUUUAACUUUAUUGUUCGCAUAUAUCUUUGCCUAAAUGGCGCUCCAUAUACGGGGUACGAUCCUUCGAAGUUGUGCGGUAAUAAAAUUUGUACUCCUGUACAUAUUGUACAUCUUUUAUUUUAGUUUCGUAAAUGUUACUGUAAAUAUUAAUAGUAUAAGUGUUAAACUUUAUAUGGAUUUUUUUUUGUUAGCCAGAAUAGCGGUGUCAUUUUUCAUUUUAUUUCGUUAAUACAUUUUUUCUACUUUUUGGGGGUUCUCUCUUCUCUUCGGUUAGGUUGGACGAAUUUCAUCCGAGUACUUAUAGACCUAGAUAGGUACCGAACAAAUCGUAAACCAAAUAACUUGAUGGCGUCUUUGUGGUACCCUGACUUUUUUUUAUAAAAUGAGAUUCGCUUCAUAAUUGUAAUAUAUGUAAAUUUUUCAAAAGGUUUUUAAGAGGAUACAUUCAGGGAGGUUUUUUUUCAUUUGAUAUAUAUAUGUAAAUAAAAAUACAAAAUGUUCAUUUCUGUGAUCAUUGCAAAAUGAAAUUUUGCAUUAGUAGUAACCGACGUUGAAUUUUGUAAAGUGAGGGCCUUCUUUUUGCCGGCAAUGGUGGGGGCGGUGCCCAAAAGAAAGCCUUCGCUCGAUUUUGUUAGGCGUCUGACAAAAUGUACAUCGAUAAAUCUUGAUUGAAUAUUGAAUGAGUUUUUCCUGCAACACACUGCCAAUUGGCAAUUGAUUUGUCGUUAUCUAUUUUUCAACUUUUUACAGAUUUGAAUUAUCUACUCUCCGUGAUUUUUGUCGUUUUCGAUAUUGAUACUAAUUAUUAUUAUACAUCUAUAUUUACCGAGUAUUACCGAAUUAAAUGUAACAUAUCUCGAUAUGUUAUACAUUACACUUACGUUUUUAUGUGGUAACUGUAAAAACCCGAAAUAUGUUUAAUACACGUUUCUUUUUAUUUUAUUUUUCAGCUGCAAUAAAUUUUUGCAUUAGAUUUGAAAAAUUAAA